Messenger RNA from Arctia plantaginis, 585 nucleotides. NCBI's taxonomy places the organism in Eukaryota, Metazoa, Arthropoda, Insecta, Lepidoptera, Erebidae. The record is from the annotation of a GenBank genome assembly.
AUGUCGAAGAGUCCGCAGUCGCUUAGGCGUAUACGGGUAUUGACAGCGCUACGCGAGCACUGGGAUGAGGCAAACGCUCGCGUGCUACAACGCAAGGCGCAACUGGACGCGAUGUUGGGUGACUCGCAGCGCUACGAGGCAAGACGACGGGACGCAGACGCGUGGCUGUCUCGUAUGGAGGCACGCCUCGCCGCCAUGCAGCCUCCAGCCAAUACCGCUGAUGUCCUAGAAAUGCAACUGCGUGAACAGAAGUCAUUCCACGCAGAAGUUCAUCAGUACAAACACCAGAUCGAGCUGUUUGGCCAACUGACUCAGCGACUGAUCGCCGUGUAUCGCAAUGAUGAUACCACACGCAUCAAGCGCUCCACAGAGGCCAUUAACCAUAGAUAUAAUGAGCUCAAUAAUAGUAUUGUAGCUCGCGGUAAAGCACUGCACUCAGCAGUGUCAUCGCUGCAGAACUUCGAUCGUUCGUUGGAGAACUUCGUCGCAUGGCUGAGUGAAGCAGAGUCGCUGCUGGAUGCUGCUGAGCGAGAUCCGCAUCUGUUAAAGGUAAGUGAUGAUAUUGUAAUUCGCACUGGUGAGUAA